AUAGAAAAGUAAGUUCUCUUCUUGGGAUAUAAAUUGUUUAUAUAUUACAAGAAUUACAUGUUUUGUUGCUUAAAUCACAAUUGAUAUUUGCUCGGCACAUUAUGUGGAAGUUAUUAAUAUUCUACACGAUCGUGGGCCUUGUGGCUGCCGAGCAGGUUACUUUUAAUAAUUAUAAGGUCAUCAGAUUUAAUGCGACUACACUGAGACAGGCGAAGUUGUUUUACGAGUUGACAAAAAAUCAUGAUGGAUUUUCCUACUGGAUUGCACCGUUUGCGAAUAAACAAGCGGAACUUAUGAUAGCCCCGCAUAAGCUGCCUGAAUUUUAUCAAAUGAUGAAGCAGAUGCAAAUACCCUAUACAGUUUUUAUUGAGAAUGUUCAGGCGUUAAUCAAUCGGGCAGCUCCUGCGAGUGCAUCGUCAACGUUUGAUUUUAAGAACUAUCACAUAUUAGACGUAAUUUACAAGAAUCUAAAUGACUUGAUGAAGCAAUAUCCCAAAUUUGUGCAAAUUGUUGUGGGCGGCCAGACAUAUGAGGGACGUCAAAUCAAAGGCGUCAAGGUUUCCUUUAAGGCUAAUAAUCCUGGAGUCUUUAUUGAGGGUGGUAUUCACGCUAGAGAAUGGAUCUCUACAGCAACUGUCAUGUACAUAUUGCAUAAAUUGUUGAAAAGCGACAAUCCAGAGAUCAGAGCUCUGGCUGAGAGCCACGAUUGGUAUAUCUUCCCAUCAUUCAAUCCCGAUGGAUACGUGUACACGCACACCAAAAAUCGAUUAUGGAGAAAAACACGUAAACAAUAUAGUUUCUUCUGUUAUGGCAGUGAUCCCAACAGAAACUGGGGUUACAAAUGGAAUACUGGAGGCGCUAGCAAUUCUGCAUGUUCCGAAACCUACGCUGGAAAUGCACCAUUCUCCGAAAUUGAGACAAAGACCUUGUCCAAAUAUAUCGGUUCUCUUUCCGACAAAUUGUAUGCAUAUGUCGCGUUCCAUAGUUACUCGCAACUGUUGUUAAUCCCAUAUGGUCACACAACGGCUCACCUUGAUAACUAUGACGACUUGUAUGAGAUUGGCGUGAAAACGGCUAUAGCUCUUGAAAAGAAAUAUGGAACUCAUUAUACGGUCGGAAAUAUUGCAGAGACAAUAUAUGUGGCAUCCGGAGGUUCUAUGGAUUGGGUUAAAGGCACUUAUGGUACACCUAUCACCUUCACUUAUGAGUUACGUGAUACAGGUCAUUACGGUUUUUUGUUGCCAGCUGAUCAAAUUAUUCCGACUGGAGAAGAGACUAUGGAUUCUCUUGUGGCUAUGUUUAAAGAAGCAAACGCACGUGGAUAUCCUAGAAAAACUAAAAAAAUUAAAGCUAACUAAAUUUUAUAUAAAUAUUAUUAUUGAUGGCAUAUUUUUACAUUUGACGAUUUGCUAAUUCUUUUUCAAUAUCUGUAAUCUAUAAUAUAACAAUGUUUUGGUAUUUUUGUUUUUAAUGAUACAUGAUGUUUUGAAUUAAAAAUUAAUGAUUUGUAAUUUAAUCAGUUAAAUUAUUAUUAAAUUCUAAGUAAUACAAUAUUGGCUACUAAAUAUCAUUUGUAAAAUUUGUUCUUUUUUAUUUAAUAUAUCGUUGAUUUGUUGAUUUUACAUUCGAACAAUCUCAUAAAAUGAUGAGAUUGACUGUAUAUUCUUUUGACAAUUAUUGCUAGAUAAUCAAUAUUUUUGGCAAUAAUUGCAAUUUAUGUCAUGUAUCAUUAAAUGAAAAAAACCGUAUUUUAUUUACGUAAAAUAAAUUGCAAC
Molecule: messenger RNA, 1775 nt
Organism: Atta colombica
Lineage: Eukaryota; Metazoa; Arthropoda; Insecta; Hymenoptera; Formicidae
Product: zinc carboxypeptidase-like
Exons: 7
Coding region: 102-1358 (418 amino acids)
Biological process (GO): proteolysis
Molecular function (GO): zinc ion binding; metallocarboxypeptidase activity
Source: RefSeq, a predicted model, not a curated record